Messenger RNA from Corythoichthys intestinalis (scribbled pipefish), 2184 nucleotides. RefSeq names its product deoxyribonuclease II beta (gene dnase2b). Gene Ontology annotation, molecular function: deoxyribonuclease II activity. Bases 362 to 1249 code for a protein of 295 amino acids. The record is from RefSeq and is a predicted model, not a curated record. Gene Ontology annotation, biological process: apoptotic DNA fragmentation. The transcript has 9 exons. NCBI's taxonomy places the organism in Eukaryota, Metazoa, Chordata, Actinopteri, Syngnathiformes, Syngnathidae.
CUAUAACAAGAAGGAUGUUUUACCGGCCAGCAAUUCAUUAAGAUCGACAAGAAAAACAAUCAAAUGAAAAUUAAUUGCAACUUUACUGACUCCGUCAUGGAAGACAAGGCAAAUGGUUCUCUUGACACCAAAAGCUUUGCUUGCUUCCUGCGCACUGUUGCUGUGAUGUUUCCUGAGGGGCUGUCAAGGGGAAGAAGAACCUGGGAAAAAACAAAAUUGAUUUGCUCAACAAAUAAUCUCACAAUACAUUUCUGAUGCUGCUAUUUCCUGUCAGAAUGAAGAUGGCCAGCCUGUCGACUGGUUCAUCAUCUACAAGCUGCCAAAAUACAAGAUCGGUGAGGUGGGUAGUGGGGUGGAUUACAUGUACCUGGACCCCUCCAUAGGAACCUGGCAAUUUAGUAAAUUCAUGGUUAACACCAGUCAAGGAGCAAUUGGAAACACCCUCAAUCAGCUAUACGACAAAGCCAUUUAUAAGCCUAGUAACUCUGUUUAUGUCCUCUACAAUGAUUCACCACCACUCCUCAAAUACAUCAAAGGAUAUGGACACACAAAAGGAGUGCUCCUAUUUGACCAUUUGCAAGGAUUCUGGCUUUCCCAUAGCAUUCCCCAUUUUCCCUCAUUCCCAGAGAUGGGUUAUCUGUACCCAUCCUCUGGCAAAGUCAAUGGCCAGACUGCUUAUUGUGUGAGCCUCCCCUAUGACCAAUUCCAUCGUAUCACACAGCAUCUUGUAUAUCUUUUUCCACGGUUCUACAAUUGUUCAGUGCCCUCUCCAUUUGCUACCAAACUGCCUCAGCUGGCCCAGUUAUGUGCUGGCGAGAGGCCAGAAGCACCUCUGGAUAAAGGAAGGGACCAACUCUUCUCCCUGAAGGGAGAGAUGUUAUUCACUUUUGCCAAAUCUGAACGUUUUGUGGAUGACAUCUACACUGGCUGGGUGGCUCAGGUCCUGAAUGUGGACUUGAUGGCUGAGACCUGGCAGAGACAAGGACACGAACUGCCUUCCAAUUGCUCCCUGCCCAAUCAUGUCAUGAACAUCAAGAGGAUUCAUCUUCCUGAAUCAGACGCAUUCAAUUCUAAGUACGAUCACGCCAAAUGGUGCACAUCGUGGGAGUUUCAGAAUAAAGUGACCUGCUUAGGGGACCUGAACAGGGAGGUAUCCCAAAUGUGGCGCGGUGGCGGGCUUUUGUGCUCACACAACCCUUUGAUUUACAAGGCUUUCAGACAGUCAGUGGACUGGUACAUUGGAUGCUAAAAGAAAGACUGUUUUUGUAUUGUUACUACAAAGGGAUGGGCAUUUGACUCCAUUUCAUUGUUCACCUAUAGGAAUUAUCAAUUCAACAAGGAAUCAGUUAAUUAAAUCAUCACUUUUCUACUGUUAAUUUGUUCAGUUAAUUGAUAGUUUCCAAAAUGAUUUUUAUGGGAUGAAUACAAUUCACAAAAUGUUGUGAACAUUAUUAUUCCAUUAUGUGUUUGUUAGCCUCCCUGUUUUAUUUUGGCCAGAAGCACCUCUGCUUUUGCGGUCACUUUAUUUUUACCUCAUUUGCCAUGUUUUUGGCAAUUUGGAAUUUUAACAAAGAACUCUCCAGUCAAAAACCAAAGUCCUAUGUGUCAUUUACAGCUCCAAAUUAAAUAUACAAUCAUUGAAAGAGAUUUACCAGUGCCUUGUCGUUAAGAAAGUGUGAACAUAGUAAUAUUGCUUGGCUAUUAAAUCUUUCUACGGAAUAAAUAAAACACAUGACUUGUUGAUUUAAUUAGUAAUUACUAGCAAGGAAAGAAGCAACAGUGUUGCGUCUGACCCUGGGGCAGUUCCAGAAAAGUCAUACUGUCCCACAAACAGUGCAACAAGCCACUCAACUCAAUUAAAUUUGCUGCCAAACUGUUAUUUAAAUACUUUUUGUCAACCAGAAAUGAUCACAUGUGUUUCAAAGGCUGGCUGAAGAUAGACUUAGAAAUUGACAAUAAGGAAUACCAGGUUGUGUGGUAAAAAAUGACAGAAGAACAGUGCAACUUGGCAUUUUGGUUUUGGACCGUGGACAUUUGUAGACACCUUUAAACCACCAUAUCACCUGCGCGACGAGUACAAUGCAUAGAACAGUAUUCAGAUGAUCACUUCUGACACAAUAUCAGUCAGUACUGGUCACAAAAUGGUAUUGUAGCCAGGCUUAAGAGAACAUUUCGAGACAAGGG